AUGGCGUCGACAGGCCAACCAGACGAUCCGGGCACAAUAUUUCAAAACCUCAGAUCGAAGACCCACGAUACAAGAGUCAAGGCCGCCGAAGAACUGCGACGAUAUGUCAUCACAAAGGUAUCCGAAAUGUCGCCGGACGCUGCUGCGAAGGUCUGGGACGACAACAUCAACCGGAACCUGUUCGACUUGAUGCACAGCCAGAGCAACGUUGAGAGAUUCGGUGGAUUAUUGGCUAUAGACCACCUCCUGGAGAUGCCGGGGGAAGAAACACAGACCCCCGACUCGAAGCGCCAUUUGUACCGCUUCUACAACUACGUCAGGCACCAGCUCCCGCACCACGACAUCAACCUCAUGCUCGCCGCGUCGCACACGCUUGGGCGUAUAGCCAAGAUCGGCGGGGCUGCGUUUGGGGACAUGUUCAUGGCAUACGAGGUCCAGGCUGCCAUCGCGCUGAUGCAGCCCGACAAGCAGCCCGACUCGUCGUCGUACGCCGGGGUACUGAUCCUCAAGGAGCUGGCGAAGAACAGCCCGAACCACUUCUCAUCACAUAUCGGGGCGGUGCUGGGUGAUAUUGUGCUGCCGCUGAGGGACUCGCGGGUGAUAGUGAGGGAGGGCGCGGCGGAGCUGCUCGCAGCGUGCUUGGAGAUUGUGACGGACCGCAAUGUGCACGUGCAGAAGAUCAUACAGGACGCGCAGCUUGGACUGAGGCAGUCACAGCCGGAAGUCAUACACGGGUCUCUCCUUGCUUACCGCGAAUUGCUCAUCUAUGGGAAGAUGGACUCCGAGCUCAUGGAUGUGGGGGAGACCAUCCUGCGGUUCAAGGCGCACAAGGACAACCUCGUUCGCAAGACGGUCAUCACCCUGAUCCCGACACUAGCCUCGUAUGGUACGGCUGCAUUCAUCGAACACUUCUUGCACAAGGCCGUGGGUCACUUACUGACGCAGCUGGACAAGCCGAGUGAACGCCAUUUUGCCUUCAUCGCGAUUGGCCACACUGCUACUGCUAUCAAGGGCGACAUGAAACCCUUCCUGGAUGAUAUCAUGGAACACGUUAAGCAGGGCUUGCAAGCCCGAGGAAAGAAGAACAUCCCCUCGAAUUCGGAGGAACCCAUCUUCCAAUGCAUCGGCAUGCUAGCCAAAGCUGUAGGCCCGAACCUGACGAAACUCCUGCUUAUGAACGACAAGCAGUUACUGAACUUGAUGUUCGCGUGCGGGUUGAGCGGCGCGCUAGUCAGCGCGCUUGGCGACAUCGUUACAAGUAUUUCGCCGUUGUUGCCAAUGAUUCAAGAUCGGCUACUAGAUAUGCUUUCCAUGGUUCUAAGCGGCAAGCCGUAUAGACGACUCGGGGCGCCUCCCCUCCCUCCUCCUCUUCUUGGCAGCCGCAGCCGUGAUGCUCAUUCUCAUGGGGCUGUUGCAAGGGAACAGAGCACGACUCAGGCCAACGAGUCUAAUUUAGAACGAAUUACUCUCGCCCUGACGACUCUCGGCGAAUUCGACUUUAGUGGGCACGUAUUGAGCGACCUCGUACGAACUUGUGCACUCCCCUACCUGGAGAGCGACAGUCCCAACGUCAGAGAGGCUGCCGCGAUGACGUGUUGCCGACUCUUCGUGGAGGACCCGAUAUGUUAUCAAGCCAGCAACCGCGCCAUUGAGACGCUCAGCGACGUGCUGGACAAGCUGCUUACUGUCGGGAUCGCUGACCCUGACGCGAAUAUCCGGCAUGUUGUCCUGUCGAACCUCCACGAGCGUUUCGACAAACAACUCGCUCAAGCUGGGAAUAUCCGGUCUCUUUUUGUCGCUCUCAACGACGAGGAAUUCAGAAAUCGAGUUACGGCGGUCGGGCUCAUCGGGAGACUAGCCAGGCAUAAUCCUGCCUAUGUGAUGCCCUCGCUUCGGAAAGCUCUCAUCCAACUUUUGACGGAAUUAGAGUAUUCUACAGUGAUGCGUGGCCGGGAAGAGUGCACCCGACUCUUGACCUUGUUAGUCAGUGCGACACAACGACUGAUCAAGCCAUAUGCCACCUCGAUGCUACGUACCCUUCUCCCAAAGGCCAAGGACAGCAACGCCACCGUGGCUUCAAACGUCUUGACGUGCCUCGGCGAACUGGUCUGCAUUGCCGCUGAAGACGCGUCACCCUGCGUCCCGGACCUGAUGCGCGUCAUCAUGGACAGACUGUCCGACCCAUCUCUCGCAAAGCGCUCUGACGCGACGCUACAUACUCUCGGCCAAUUGUGCUCCAGCACGGGGUAUGUCAUCCAACCCCUUGUGGACUACCCACAGCUCCUCCCGAUGUUGCUGCGCAUUCUGCGCAAUGAGAGCACGAACUUCGCGAAGAGGGAGGUGGUCAAGGUACUUGGAAUCCUGGGUGCUAUAGAUCCGUUUAGACGGAAGGGUUCGAAGAGGAAAAUUCUGGAUGAGGCACCGCCGGAGCCCGGAGCUUCCUCGACGAAUACCGUUGCUGCUGCCACUACUGUUGGUGCUACGGGCACUCUAGUCAACUUGACUGGUGGCGCUGACGAUGGUUUCCAAGCUGCGGUUAUUAGCGCUCUGUUGGAUGUCCUAAAAGACCCGUCGUUAAGUGCUCACCACCACAAUGUCGUGGAGGCUAUCAUGUCUAUCUUCAAGACUCAGGGUCUCAAAUGUGUUACGUUCCUCCCCGAGAUCAUCCCCGCGCUUACUUUUGUGGCCAAGAAUUCGACAGUGAGGAUGCAAGAGUUCCACCUUCAGCAACUCGCGAUUCUCGUCACCAUCAUGAAGGAACAUUCCCGCAACUACGCGAUGCGUCUGUAUAGGUUGGUCCUCCAGUUAUGGGAUAACCCGUCGCUUCACCUCCCCAUUGUCUCGCUUAUCGAAGCGUUGGGGAACGCUUUGAAUUCCGAAUUCAAGCCUUUCUUGGCUACCAUAAUCCCCUUGGUUCUGAAAGUCUUCGAUGACGACUUGACGGAAAAACGGAUCCCGACGCAGAUGAAGAUAUUUGAUGCAUUCAUCACCUUCGGAACGAAUACUGAGGAAUACCUCCAGCUGGUGAUCCCAGUAAUAGUACGGACGUUUGAACGGACGGACGCUUCAUCGUCGUUGAGGAGGAAGGCGAUUCAGACCAUCGAGUCGCUGUCUGCGCGCGUGAACUUUUCGGACCAUGUAUCUAGGAUUAUACAUCCGUUGGUGCGGGUGUUGGACGCGGGUGGCAAUGAUAUUCGUCAAGCGGCAUUGGACACGCUAUGUGCUUUUGUUUACCAAUUGGGCCCCGAUUUCGCAAUAUUCGUGUCCACGAUCCGGAAGGUUAUGGCAAAACACCAUAUAACACAUUCCAAAUACGAAGGGCUCGUCUUGAAACUCCUCAACGGCGAGUAUCUCGUGCGAGAGACUGUGACCGAUCCUGCGAGAAUGCCAGAAUACUCGGCUCCCGCCGAAGCGACAAAACUUUCCGUGAACCAACAGCAUCUCAAACAAGCCUGGGAUACGUCCUAUGUUUCGACGGCAGAAGACUGGACCGGCUGGAUGCAUCAUCUCGAAGUUGAAUUCAUGAAGGAGUCUCCAUCUCAUGCCUUACGCGCAUGCAUGAGCCUUGUUGAUAUCUACCCACCUCUCGCUAAGGAACUAUUCAAUGCAGCUUUCUUCUCGUGCUGGGGUGAGCUAUACGGCCAGUACCAGGAAGACCUAGUGCGCUCCAUCGAGCUUGCCAUGACCUCGAGUACGAGUCCAACGGAUUUGAUUCAUCGGCUGUUAAACCUGGCGGAGUUCAUGGAGCAUGAAGAAAAACCACUCCCGAUUGACCCUCGGAUCCUUGGCGAGUAUGCCAUAAAGUGUCGUGCCUACGCGAAGGCCUUGCAUUACAGAGAGCUCGAAUUCUUCAUGGAGUCGUCGCCGACUAUCAUUGAAUCGCUGAUCUCUAUCAAUACGUUGCUUCAACAGCACGACGCUGCUUUGGGAACACUCGUCACCGCUGGAGAACAGUACGACAUUACGAAGCACGAACAGUGGUAUGAGAAGCUGGGACGGUGGCAAGAGGCUUUGCAUGUAUAUGAAAAGAAAGCUUCUCCAUCAGCACCCGAUGUCGCAAUCGGCCGAAUGAGGUGUCUUCACGCUCUUGGCGAAUGGGAUCAACUGGCGGCUUUGGUGGAAGAGCACUGGACAGACGCAGAUCCGGAUGAUCGUCGGGAUAUCGCGCCAAUGGCCGCCGCCGCCGCUUGGUCGCUGAGGGAAUGGGAUGCCAUGGAGGGCUACAUCUCUGCCAUGCGCUCUGAUGUGGCCGACAAAUAUUUCUAUCGGGCCAUCCUCUCUGUCCACCAGAAUCAGUUCCCCAAAGCUAUGGCACAUAUAGGAAAAGCGAGGGAUUACUUGAAGAAUGAUAUUUCCAGUUUCAUCGGAGAGGAUUAUGGGCAAUCUUACAAUACCAUGGUUCGGGCGCAGAUGCUGUCGGAACUAGAAGAAAUCGUCACUUACAAGCAAUUUGCUGACCAACCUGAACGCCAGCAGACAAUCCAUGAGACAUGGAUACAACGCUUACAGGGGUGUCAGCCGGAUGUCGAGGUGUGGCAACGAAUCCUUCAAGUACGAACACUGGUGAUCACUCCAGAAGACGACCCGGUUAUGUGGAUAAAAUUCGCCAAUCUAUGCCGCAAGUCUGGCAGGAUGAUGCUGGCGGAGAAAACCAUCAACUCGUUGCUUGGACCGUCCAAGGCCCCUCCUGAGGUAGUCUAUGCGCAGUUGAAGUUCAUGUGGGAAAAAGGUGGUAAAAAAGAGGAGAGUCUGCAAUUUGUUCGCCAAUUCGCCAUCAACCUCGCCAAGGACAUUGAGCACGAAUCAAGCGAAAAUGGCCCUCUGUCUACAGCCUCUGAGACCCGACUUGAAGACCGUACCCGGCUCCUGGCCCGUUGCUACCUGAAACAAGGUCAAUGGCAAAAGGAAUUGAAAGAAGACUGGGAUCAGAGAAAUAUCGACGACAUACUCUAUUCAUUCCAACUAGCCACUAGUCAUGAUCCAACGUGGUAUAAGGCGUGGCAUACUUGGGCGCUGGCCAAUUUUGAAGUCAUUGGACAUAUAGAAAAUCUUACGAAUGAAAAUCGUUCAGAGGGGAGUACCGAGGUCGGCAACAAUUUGGCCGCACAUGUUGUUCAGGCAGUUGAGGGGUUCUUCCGGUCAAUAUCCCUUCGCAAUGAAGAUACGCUUCAGGACACGCUUCGUCUCCUCACGCUAUGGUUUAAAUAUGGCGCCCACGACGAAGUCAGCCACGCCAUGGCGAGCGGAUUCUCAUCCGUCGAGGUAGAUACUUGGCUCGAAGUCAUUCCCCAGGUCAUCGCGCGCAUCCAGACACCUCACCUCAAUAUUCGUCGUAAUAUCAAUGCUCUCCUGGUUGGCGUUGGGCAACACCACCCACAAGCAUUGGUGUAUCCGUUGACGGUGGCGUCGAAGUCAUCAAGUAAAUCCCGCCAAGCGGCUGCAGUCCUGAUAAUGGACCGGAUGCGCGAGCAUAGUGCUGUGAUCAUUAAUCAAGCGCUGUUGGUAAGCCGUGAACUCAUCAGAGUAGCCAUCUUGUGGCACGAGCUGUGGCACGACGCACUGGAAGAGGCUUCACGCUUAUAUUUCACGGAAAAUAACCCCGAAGGGAUGAUUAUGGUGCUGGAGCCACUCCACGAAAUGAUCGCAGCGGGCGCAACAACAACCCGGGAAAUAUCGUUUGUGCAAGUAUUUGGUAGAGAACUUCACGAUGCACACGAAGCUUGCAAACGCUAUCACGAGCAUGGCGACGCCGGAGAGCUUGACAAAGCGUGGGCUAUAUAUUACGACGUCUUCAAAAAGAUUGAGAAGCAACUGCCACAACUGACAUCAAUCGAUCUCCAAUACGUGUCCCCCGCCCUCCUGAAAUCCAGAAAUCUCGAACUUGCUGUUCCUGGAACCUAUCAAAGCGGGCGUCCGGUAAUCAAGAUAGUCAGCUUUGCCCCGAAGCUUGGAGUCAUCGCUUCCAAACAACGCCCACGCAAACUUUCGCUGAUUGGCAGUGAUGGCAAGGAACAUAACUACCUUCUAAAAGGGCAUGAGGAUCUUCGGCAAGAUGAACGAGUCAUGCAACUACUCGGCCUAGUCAACACGUUGCUUUCUGUGGACACUGACAGCUUCCAGCGACGGCUGCACGUCAAGGGAUUCUCCGUCAUCCCUCUUGCUCCCAACGCCGGCCUUCUAGGCUGGGUCCAUGAUAGUGACACGCUGCACGUCUUGGUCCGCGAUUAUCGAGAGACCCGAAAAGUGUUGCUUAAUAUUGAGUAUCGACUAAUGCUCCAGAUGGCGCCAGAUUACGAGAAUCUGAUCCUGUUGCAGAAAGUCGAGGUGUUCGAGCAUGCGUUGUCGAAAACCACAGGACAGGAUCUCUAUCGGGUUUUGUGGCUGAAGAGCAACAACUCAGAGCACUGGCUAGAGAGACGGGCGACCUACACACGUUCUCUCGCCGUCAACAGCAUGUUUGGGUACAUCCUCGGCUUGGGUGAUCGCCAUCCCUCAAAUUUGAUGCUCGAGCGCUCGUCAGGGAAGGUGAUUCAUUGUGACUAUGGGGACUGUUUCGAGAUAGCUAUGCACCGCGAGAAGUUUCCUGAGAAGGUGCCGUUUAGGUUAACGAGGAUGCUGACACAUGCCAUGGAGGUUAGCGGGAUUGAGGGGAGCUUUAGGAGAGGGUGUGAGAUUUCGAUGAGGGUGUUGAGGGAGAAUAAGGAGUCAUUGAUGGCGGUCCUGGAGGCGUUUGUGUAUGACCCACUGAUCAAUUGGAGGCUUAUGCAAGCAGAUGCGGAUGGACGACGGCAACAUGAGCUUGAUGAAGAACUCGAAAGUGACCCGGAACAUGCAGCCGAGGUAGCACGCGUGGCGGCGGCGGCAGCGGCCCUUCCCCAAGGCCCCACCCGUAAACUCAAGGCGGACGAGAACGAUAUAUUCAAUGAAUCGAUCGGUGGGUUAGAUGCCCAAGAAACACGCAAUGAGCGUGCUCUGGCUGUGUACAAUCGGGUCCAACAUAAACUUACUGGCAGAGACUUUAACCCAGACAUCGCACUCAACGUUCAAGAGCAGGUGGAAAAACUGAUCCUACAGGCGACGUCGCUAGAGAACUUGUGCCAGUGUUUCUCGGGGUGGCCUUCAUUAUCUAACAUUGUCCCUCCGAGUCGAGACUCGGAAAGCGACAUGACCCAAUCGGAAGCGGUUAACCAUAAUUAA
Molecule: messenger RNA, 7197 nt
Organism: Pleurotus ostreatus (oyster mushroom)
Lineage: Eukaryota; Fungi; Basidiomycota; Agaricomycetes; Agaricales; Pleurotaceae
Product: phosphatidylinositol kinase- protein kinase tor1
Exons: 30
Coding region: 1-7197 (2398 amino acids)
Biological process (GO): negative regulation of macroautophagy; protein phosphorylation; TOR signaling
Cellular component (GO): TORC1 complex; TORC2 complex; nucleus
Molecular function (GO): protein serine/threonine kinase activity; protein binding; protein-containing complex binding
Source: RefSeq, a predicted model, not a curated record